AGAGCGGUCGGCUGUUAACUGACUGGUCGUAGGUUCAAAUCCUACUUGGGGAGAAUUUUGAGUUCUUGCUUUUCUGACCUAGCGACCAAUGUAAUUUGUAGCCUUCCCCUUUGUUUCUAAACUAGCAGAAUCGUGGGACAUCCAAAGUGGGAAGUUUCUUGUUGGUUUUUUUCUAUUUCUUACUCCCUAAGAAUUUUUCUUGGAACUUGGUUCGUUCAAUUCUUAGGGAGAAGAAGGAUCCACUGGGAAGAUUUGAGUAGUAUCUUCAUUAGCCGGAAGGAAUUUGUCUCCACUAGCGUCAUUCGAAGAACGAACAAAAGGGGGGUUACUGUUUAGGUAGGAUAGAUGGAUGUAGUCCAAUGGCUAAAGCUCUGCCUGCUUCUUGUGGACUGAACUCUCUUUAGGUUCCGAGUUGUUUUUGGGUAGGAUGGUCGAAUUUUUCUUCGCCACUAGUGGCAACGAAGUUCUUGGUAAUUAACAAGGGGGAAGGAAGAUCUCCACUCAUUUCAUCCAUUCAGUGCCUGCGGUGAGGCGCAACCCACAACAAACAAAGGGGAAAGUUUGCUUGCUGUAGCCCUUUUUUUGUAGACUAGGCUUGAUAAGCUAAGCUAUUUAAGCUCGAGAAGGGUAGGCUUGCAGCUUCGCCAGAAGCUACUAGGGGGGAGCUGUCGUAGAAGCUUUGCCCUUUGUACAGAGAUUGUUAUGAACUGACUAAAUGACUAGCGGAACGCUAGCUAAGCUAAUAAAUAGUAUAAGUUCCCUUCAAUCAAAUCAAUAAGCUUUUUUUCAGCCCUCCUUCUUAGAACCCAUUGAGGGGGGCCUCGGCCCUGGAAGGGGAGAGUGGCCGAGUGGUCAAAAGCGACAGACUGUAAAUCUGUUGAAGUUUUUCUACGUAGGUUCGAAUCCUGCCUCUCCCACUUGUUUGUUGUAGACUGAAGAGAAGAGAAAGGAGGCAUUCGUCAGCGCAGGAAGGCCCGAUUUCUUCUUGUCAAUGCGAAGCUCCUUUUUUUUUGCCGUGCCGUGAAGUGAAAUUGUAUCGUAUGUUAGUUAGAGAGGUUGGCGAACUACUAUGAUCUAUAGAUUCCCCAGAUAUAUCCAAUCCCAACGAGAAUAGAAGCGAGCCGCUUCCGUUGUAGUCGUCGUAGUCUUUUAGCUUAUGUAGUGGUCGGCCUUCCUACACGCACGCGCCCGCCAGAAUGCCUCCUUGGUUCCGGACGAAGCCAAGCCGAUACAUACGAUAGGCGAAGGAAAGACCCCCAUUUCAUAGCGCCUGGGAACGCAAGUUUGAUCGAGGAUUGGGGAGGAGAGGUGGAAUGGAAGAAAAGGCUCGGGAUGGAUUUUGGAGUCUUUGUGCGAGCCGUAUGCGGUGAGAGUCGCACGUACGGUAACGAGGGGGGUUCGCGUCUAUACGUGUAGUGUGGUGGUUGGGCCUACCCACCCUAUUUGUUCCAUGAUCUAUGGGUCUACUGGAGCUACCCACUUCGAUCAAUUAGCCAAGAUUUUGACCGGAUACGAAAUCACUGGUGCUCGAUCUAGUGGUAUUUAUAUGGGGAUUCUAUCUAUCGCUGUAGGAUCCCUAUUCAAGAUCACUGCAGUUCCUUUUCGGGCGGCUGUAGAACGGACGGCCGCCCAUAGGUGGUAGGUUAGGGUGGGUGGUACCGCUCAGAUUGCGGCCAAUCUUCCUAACCGCGCGCGGGCCGGGCUUAGAGCGCGUGAAACUCAUCACUAUCUCGUAAGGGCGUUGAGACCAUAGCAUGUUAAACGAAAGCGUCGCUUUCUCUGUAGUGUUUUCACACAGCUGCCCGCCUAGAAGAGCCACUCGCUCCGUAGUGUUGUCACACAAGAUAAGCACGCAGCCCGCCAGCUGGCCGGGCGAAUCGAAGUUAUCUUCCGGUCAACUGUCCACCCAGUCAAGUGCAAAAAACACAGUAGAAUCACGCAACGCACGCUGCUGGUGUGCUUCCUGCCCGCGAGGAAAGAAGAGCGACAAGGUUUAGUUCAGAUUUGACUGUUUGCAGCAUGGGAGCGGAUUACCCAAAAAAUCCCUGGGAACAAUGAAAAAAAAGAUAUCUCGGUAACGAAAACCAUAGGGGGCUGUAUUGGCGAGAUCCAACGGUGAACAGCUGUCCAAAAGAAAAACCGCCUGGAAGUCCGAGGACCUUUAGUACCCUUUCCCCGAACCAGCAGCCUUUGCGCCAAGCAAGACCGCCCUUGUCCUUUCUCCAUUCCGCCUCCUUCUUAGCUUUGUUCCAAUAGAGUCUAAGGCAAAGCAAAAGUAAGUGGGUUCGUAUGCCUACUUUACCUACUUGACGAAAGGGAACGAACUUAGUUUCGUUUCCGGGUUUAUGGACUCCUUCCUUUUUCUUUUUUUUUUUUUUAUGUCGUGACGCUUUGGUUACCGGCAAACGCUUCCAAAGGCGACCCUCUCGAGUUUCCGGCUGUUUCCUAGAUUGAAGUAGCCUUUCUUUCGUCGCCCUACCAAACGAAAGAAGUCACUAUCAAACAGCUCGCCCUACUGAAGUACCAAAGGUGCGCUCCGCCCGGUGACUAAGAAAGAAAUUGGUUUGUGCUUUGAAGUGAUGAGGUCGCAAAGAGGGGGGCUCCUAUUGACUAAAGGUUGGUUCUUCGGUUUCCUUUAGAAUGAAAGUCGCUAUGAAGCCCCUACUACUUAUACUGACUUUGUUUGAUUAAAUAAAAAGGCGAACCCCAACAAAACAAGUCGUAUGGGGUGGGGUGCUUGUGGUAAGCUGCCUUGGAUAUGAGUAUGAGGAAUUCCUACAAAAAGGCAAAGUCCGGUAUUUGACGAAGGAAGAUAUAUCUAUCAAUAGAUAGGAUUUAGUGUUCGAUAUAGGGGAUAGGAUCCAUCUGCUCUUUUUCUCUCUCCAUUUUUUUUUUAGCGUUAUAUCUGAUCUGCUCUCUCUAAAAAAAAUGGGGAUUUAGGAUACAUAGAAAUCUAAGGGGUGUCUAUUCUAUUCCUCUUUAGAGUAGAGAAAAAAAAAAGAUAGCUGAACGAGAUAUCUUUUUUCUAUCUAUCAUUGAUUCAAUCUAUGAAUCAAGUCGAAAGACUUCUUUGGGUUCCCCGAAGCCCCGAAUGGAUUGUGGAUCGUUUCUGCCAACGAAAUGAACGCGGAGCCCGUUCCGAAUGCUUCUCCGAUCGGGAAGUUCUCGCGAAGAGAAUAAGAUGCUGCUCCCCCUCCCUCUGUCUUUUCUCGCUUUGCUAAUCUUCCCUUCUAACGCGGGCCGGGCGGCGGCGGGCGCGGGAGGAAGAAACCUAAGAGCGUCUUCUCUCUCUUAGGUUUCUUUUUUUUUUCAGUGCAACACAGGCUUUUUGUCAUCCCUGCAGCUUUCCAGAUUUUGUAUUGAACGUAUGGCGUAGCUAGGAUCUUCCAAUCUUGAGCCUAUCCUAUGUUCAAACCAACCAAACCCACCCCCUAUUUGAAUAAGGCUGGAAAGAAUGCCCGCCAAGUUCAGAUAAGGGAAUGCUUCCCCCAACCAUUAAAGGAAAGGCUCGACGAAGGGAGAUGCGGCGGGGGAAGGAAAACGCUUUCGGAGAUCGAGAUUCAUUUUGUUUUUCAUCGAAAACGAAGAAGGCCGAGGAUGGCCUACGGUGCGUGUUAUCUGAAGGGAACACGCUUUUUCGACCGCGGUGGUAUGCCUGCAUUUCUAGGCGGGCCCUCUCCUCGUUCCGCCCGCAGGCCCAUUGGGAUAGCAGCCUUCGGGCUUUGCCUGCCCUUGAUAUAUCGGCCCGGGAAAGCGCUGGCAACAACAGAAAGGAAGGGGUCCAUGUAGCUGCUGCGUCCGCCCCCUUCUUAGUCAAUGGGGCUAAGAAGGGGCUGCAGGUUCGGCAUCUACUAAAAAAGAAAGAAUCCACUUGAGAUAACCACGCCUCUGCUAGGCAGCGUGUGGAAUGGCCAAGAGCGGACCUUUUUGGAUAUAUAAUCCAAGUGGAGAGUGGGGUUACGGGAACAGCCGUCUGAUGGAAAACCACUUUCACGUUCGGUUCAGAGAGCACUUUUUUUCGUCGAGAAAUCUUCGUUCCCUUUCGUGUGAAUUCCCCUGCGGCGAAUUCAAAACUGUUGGGGCCCCAUCUCUCGAGCCCCGAAGAAAACCCCUCCCCUUCGGACUCCAUAUCCCUCCCUUUUGACUCUAUAUAUGUGGGCACCUGAUAUCUAUGAGGGUUCACCCAUCCCGGUUACAGCAUUCCUUUCUAUUGCGCCUAAAAUUUCUAUUUUUGCUAAUAUUUCACGUGUUUCUAUUUAUGGUUCCUAUGGAGCUACAUUGCAACAAAUCUUCUGUUUCUGCAGCAUUGCUUCUAUGAUUUUAGGAGCACUGGCCGCCAUGGCCCAAACGAAAGUCAAAAGACCUCUAGCUCAUAGUUCAAUUGGACAUGUAGGUUAUAUUCGUACUGGUUUCUCAUGUGGAACCAUAGAAGGAAUUCAAUCACUACUAAUUGGUAUCUUAAUUUAUGCAUUAAUGACGAUAGAUGCAUUCGCCAUAGUUUUAGCAUUACGGCAAACCCGUGUCAAAUAUAUAGCGGAUUUGGGCGCUAUAGCCAAAACGAAUCCUAUUUCGGCUAUUACCUUCUCCAUUACUAUGUUCUCAUACGCAGGAAUACCCCCGUUAGCCGGCUUUUAUAGCAAAUUCUAUUUGUUCUUCGCCGCUUUGGGUUGUGGGGCUUACUUCCUAGCCCCAGUGGGAGUAGUGACUAGCGUUAUAGGUUGUUGGGCGGCCGGAAGGUUGCCACGAGUAAGUAAGUAAGUUUGGGGGACCGAAGUCCCUUUCGAUGACCUGGCACCGGACACGUAGCUUACCGAAUCAGUUGCGACACCGAUGGGAAUGCAUGCUACGAAAGAUAGGGUAGAGUCUGAUACAUCAACCGUCUACUCAAUAUCCUUGUACGAGUCCACAAUCACUACACGAGAUGAACCUUGGUUUGGUGAAUUGAAGUUGGCCUUAGGUGUAAAAGGACUCCCAGUUACUGCGCGCGAUCGUAUACUGAGGUGCUCCCCGCCGGUUGUUGGAACGACGCGAGCCGGGCCUCCAUUCAGAAAGAUGAAGGGUCCAAACAAAGGUAAAAAUAGGGGGUUACAAAUGCCCCAUCUCAUUGGGGGCGGAAAACGAAUCGACAUCUCGAUGUGAUACAGCCUUUUCCAUUUUAGUUGGGAAAGAACGGCGAAGUCCAUCCGAACCGUCCAAUGAAGAAUAAGAGGAGAGCAAAGCGCCAAUGGCGCGCGAAGCGCAUGCGAAACAGGCACGGAGAAAAAUAAGUGUGGAGGAUAAGCAGCCGAGCUCAUUCCCUUCGCUUCCUGGGCCCCAAGCAGUGCAGUCUUUCCUGGCCAAAUCCUUGAUUGGGGGCUUCUUGCUGCGCUACUUAACUAUAGAAAGACUUUUUUUCUAGUCAUAUAUAUUAAUAGAAAGAUAGAUCCAUCCAUCUAUCCUAUCCGAUUUAGAUUUAUAUAAGAAAGAAUUUUUUUCAUUCAACGUUUGAUUCAAAGAACUGCGCUAAGCCCCCCCCCGCUCAUGAAAAGGCUCUGCUGCAAUGGAUGGCAGAGGGUCCGUAGUAUCCAAAGCACUGGAGUGGUCCAGUAGCCGGGAAGGGGCCUAGAAGUGCCUACUACUACACCACACUACACUCGGCUCUACACAUUUACAGAGCUAACCCCUGUCCAGUCCCUGGCAGAGUGAAGGGGGCUUCCGUCCUUUUUCCCUAUCCCCUCGCUUUGCUAUAAAAGCAGGCUAACGGGGCCUUACUUAUUCAGGGGGGGAGUGGAGCCCCGAGAAGCACUGUAUAGAGGAAGAUCCUCGGCCCCUCCUCAUUCUCUACAGGGUUCCAAACCUUUCUUCAACAUAGGUGACAACGAGCGGGGCAGAGAUGGAAGAGAUCGAACACGAGAAUAAGAAGCAAGCUCGCCUUCCUUUUUGAUCAUUUUGAUAGAGAGGGAUGGAGAAAGUGGACAAAACGGAGUAGCAUUUCCCAGUCGAAAAGAGAUGGGUUCUCGUCUUGCAUUUCUCAUCGAACAAAUACGGAAAAAGAAUCAUAUUGAAAAACGUUCCUAACCCACCAACCCCUUCCUUCGUAGAGCCGUGUAUUGUAAGUGAUCCGAACCUGCCCGGAGCGAGUCUCCCAUAGAGGCAAGUGAAGUUGGUGAGCCGUAUGAUGGGCAACUAUCUCCUGCGGUUCGGAGAGGACUCAGCUGUUAGUUAGUACCCCCUUUCGGGGUGGACCUUUCACUCUAUUUUAUUAUAUACGCUUAGCGAAAAGAAUGUUUUUUGAUACACCUAGGACAUGGAUUUUAUAUGAACCAAUGGAUCGUGACAAGUCGUUACUACUAGCAAUGACUUCGUCUUUCAUUACUUCAUCCUUUCCAUAUCCCUCCCCCUUGUUCUCAGUUACUCAUCAAAUGGCACUCAGUUCAUAUCUUUAAGUUCGAUCAUUGACAAGGUUCAAAGAAAGGGUGGGCCAUUGAUAAAGAAUGGAUUCCAAAGCACAAUGCUAGCAAGGGCCUCCGCUUUUCUUUUCAUUAAAGACAGUUCCAUUCGAUUAGUUAGCUCGUAGUCAGUCUUUACUUAACUGAAAAAGCAAGAAAACGGAUGCGCGUCGUUAGCCUUUCUCUAAAGUAGGCUUUCGCGCAAGUGCGCCCCCUACUUUAGAAGCCGUUGCUUGUUCGUUAGCCUUUCUCUAAAGUAGGCUUUCGCGCAGCUCAAUCCCUUGCUUGUUCCCAAAAGUCCCAAUAAUGGGGAACUGGCCUUCGGCUUCAUAGCCUGCUUUCUUAGCUCUCGAAAAGGAAUUCGAUGUCAAAUAUUAUAGAUUAGCGCAGUCCAAUACUUAGAUCUCUGCUAAUAGAAGAUAACGAUUCUUUCCUUUGGAUGUUCGAACAAGUCAUUAAUGGUAUCUAGAGCCCUAUAGAAUGAAGAAAGGCCUUUGGUUCACAUAGUAACCUAACCUGUAGGUUAGUGGCUUACGUACCUAUUGGUAAAGCCGGCCUACACGACCGUCUAGGCGGGAAAGAAACAUGUUUUUCCUAUGACUUGAGGCCACCGGGCCUUUUAGCUAUGAGUGAUUACGUUCCUUAAACCUGCUGUAGGGUUCAUCUUUUUAUUCACCAUAGGAGGACUCACUGGAAUAGUCCCGGCUAAUUCUGGGCUAGACAUUGCUCUACAUGGGCGAGCCCUCCCCUUUGCCGUAUCUUUUGCCUUGCGGAAGGUGGGCCUAAGAGGGGGACUGGCCUUUCUCAUUGGUUUAGGGGUAAGGGUCCUCAUUACCGUGGCAGCAUCCGAAAUGGGAGUAGAUCCUCGGAUGAUGGCCCCGGGGUCAGAUUCGGGGGGAAAUAAUGACUCAGGGAGUUGGAAAAAGUACCUCCACCUGUCGUCUGAUUCUGAAGGUCAGGGUCAGGAACAUGGGGAAGCCGAAUCCGCUUCGAGAAAAAGAAGCUCUGAUCCCCGAGAGGACGUCGGGCCUUCUUCGGUAAGGCGCCGAGUGGAUGCUCCCGAACCCUCAACCUCAUCCGAGUGGAGUGGCUCCUGGAUAGAAAAGUGGUUAAAUCGGGGGGAAACUUCCUCGGCCCCUGGCGAUGGUCAACAACCACAGGGGGAAGUGGACCAACCAAUUCCUGCUGAAGGAGAGGGUGCGCCCGAUCCUAUUGAGUUACAAGACCUAAUUCGAAAGGUCUUCUACACAAUUAGGGGCAGAAGGACCCCAGGGCAUGUCCUCCAAGAGCUUUAUGACGACCUUAAGCUGGAAACGGCUUCUCCGCAAAAGCGGCGGCAGAUCGUUCAGCUCCUGGAGCAUAUGAAAAGAGAUGAAACCUCCAAACAAAGAAAUUUCUGUCUCAAAACGGAUCUAUUGGUCCGCAUCUCCGAUUGGGAGAGGGAACAGCCUUAGGUCGAAGCUUGGCUCUGGGGGAUAGAGAAAAACGAGUGAGUAUUACACCAAGAAUGAAUUGACAAGCGCAUGAGUUUUCUCAAGUCGAAGUCGAGGCUUUUUGAACUUUGUUGUUUUACAACAAAGGAUGCCCUGAAGGGGAAAAAAGAAAAGAAUCAUUAGCACUCAGGACACUUCCUGUAAUGGUUACUGGGACCGAAAGAAUGGCACUAAGAACUAAAGCUACACCAGGAAGGAACUCCCAAAGGUUGCAUAGAAACUGGCUGCCAUCGAGCUCAUAUAGACGAAAGGAAUCUCGAGGAAAGAUAGUUAGCUCCCCAUGGAAGGAGAAGACAUAAGGACAAGACCUUUUACUGGUCAGCUGGAAAUAGACCUUAUCGGUGAUCUCGCAAUUAGCGUAUAGAAAUGUUCCAAAUCACUCGUUGAUAGUGUAGACUCGCCGAACUCGGAACCUCUAUGCUAGGUUCUAAAGGAAGGAGCUUUCUGGAUUUGAUUUGAGCAAAUAGCCUUCUCGGAGAGAUCCGCUCGUGCACAAUCGGACGCUUCGCUACUUUCCGCCUCGUCUUCCCGCUUUUAAAGCGGGUUUAGGCACUCCACGGGUCUUAACGUUGCAGGCAGAAUUUCGAUUCCAUGGGGAUAGCUUAACCAUUAGGGAGCAAUCAGCUAUGGAGUACUUUCGAUAGUAGGGGCUCUAGACUUUUGUUUUGAUUUACAGAGGCCAAAAAAGAGACUUUGAAUCUGUCUUUGCGGGUCGCCCUAGCCCUAGUGGAUCGCAUUAUAAGGAUAGAUCUUAUCUUGCUAUGAAGGAGAAUCCCUCUUAGCUGAGGUUGGUCGGCUGGGAUCACUGAAUGUUAUCGUAGAGUAGGUAGCGUAAGAACUCGAUCGAGCACUUAGUUGAUAAGAGGGCCACUAGUCAAAUCGGAUUAGAAGGUAAGAGACUGGGUUACAAACAACUUCAUGGUGAGACGUCUAAGCCAACUUUGGAAACUGAAAUCACCGUUUAUGGUUACUGACCUGGGCAAUGAGUUUUUCUUGGUUAAGUUUGAAAGUUAAGAAGAUUAUGACCAUGUGCUCUUUGAUGGUCCUUGGAUGGUGGCUGACCAGUACAUUACGGUGAGGCAAUGGCAACCCAAUUUCGACCCUGAGGAAGCUUCUAUUGAGACAGUGGUGGUUUGGGCGAGGCUUCCGAACCUUAACCUAUGGCCACGAUGCCGUACUUCCAAUGGAGAUCACAGUUAAGUUUCUCAGAGUAGCCUAUCAAAAUAACUUGACUCCAGGAGACUACAAUGAGGCUAUGUUUGCCGAAUUGGAUAGUCUUGAUGAAAUGAGGCUACUGGCCUUGGAUCAUAUAAGGGUUCAUAAGAUGAGAAUAGCUAGAGCCUACAACAAGAAAGUCAAGCCUAAAUCUUUUGAGGAAGGAAAAUGGGUAUGGAAAACUAUCUACCUCUUGAUACAAAAGAAAGGAUCAAAAGCUUGGAAAAUGGUCCCCAACUUGGGAAGGCCCUUUUGUGAUCCAAACUUGACUGCCCAACGGAGCCUAUCAUUUGAUGGAUAUGGACGGUAAGUCCCACAUUCGGUCCAUAAAUGGGAAAUUUUGAAAACCUGACUAUCCUUCUAUGUGGGAGUCAUACGAGACAUAAGAAGAUAUAGAGACAUCUAUGGUAAUAGAACAAACGGGAAGUCAUCUAAAUUGAAAGACUAAGCAAACCUGGAAUGGAAGACUAAAGCGUUAAAGGACUGAUUCCAAAGCCUUUAAAAACUUCAUUGAGAAAGCUUCUCUAAUGAAAUCAUCACCUCACCGAAUUCUCCUAAUUCUCUCCCUCUUUCUCUCACUAGGACCGGUAUUCUCCGGAUUAUCCCUCCUAAUCAUAGGGCUAUGAUUCGGAGACGUGAUAGCAAAGGGGAUCGGCUGGUUAAGUGGUACCUACCCUUAUUAUACCAAGGUUAUUACCUUGGCAACGAAAGUAAGUAAGGCCACUUUCUCAUCACCCCAGUCUCUAAUAUGGAUUUUGUGGUUGAGUUAAGGGGUUCUAUAAAGGAAUCCUUUAAGCGUAUAGAAUCAAUCUCGUAGCCUAGAGCUAAGUAGCAGUCUCAUCGCCUUUUGAUGGAGGAAGAACCCUUUUUCUCCUGCUUUGAAGGAGGACGCCUGGUCAAAGGUCGGUACAUCACCGGUCGAUUCGAGUAAUGCGAUUUUCUAAAUAAUUUGACUACGUAUUGAAGAAGACUACCAAUUAUAAAUAACCAAGAAGACGCCCCAAUCAAAGCAAGAAAGACAAAGUAGCUAGACACAAGGACAACUUUGAUCAUCUCAUAGAUGAUCUUCAAAGUUUCGCUUGAUGAAGCAUAAAAUGAAAGAAGAAAUAUAUCCAAGAGUCUCAGCCACAAGAGUGCUAUAAUGAUAAAGAUCAAUAUAGACUUGAAAUUCGGCAUUAUAUAUAUUCUGUACACGCCUAGCCCGUUAUGGGACACUCUCAGCCGGUGGUAAGGGUCCCUAACUUGGAGCUUUACCUCAAAGUCAGUCUAUCCACAUUCUCAAGGUGAUAUUUUGAAUCAAUCUUCAAUCAAUCACGUGUGGCAACUACCAUUUUACCUCUGGAAAAGUGUGAAUUACAGUAAGUCUUAAUAGACGGAAAACCACUCGAGCAGGAUGGACACCUAAGUGGGCCACCCCUGGCUUCCUUCGUGCGGGCCCCCAUUCCGAAUCAAGUUUUGAGUUCUAUCAUUAGAUGCAUAAUGGUGCUAAAACCAUAAAUUAGGUAAGGAACAAAAUGUCUCAAUCGUAGGUGGAUCUCUCGCCAUGGGUGUCACGUCUUCAAGCAAUAUUAUUAAAAUAUCCAUCAAUAUUAACAUAUGGAGUCACCCCUUGACUAAGACUAUUGACUAUUUUGAAUCACUACUUUAAUAGUAGUAAUUGCAACAGCCAGAAAAAUACCUGAAAUCCAUAUAGCUAUUUUAGCAGGAUCUCUAUCAGAAGGUACUGAAAAGACGGGUUUAUUAGAAGAGAUUUCCUCCACCGCAUCAAGGACAUCUUGUGCUGUGCCGCCCUAUUCGCUUCGACAAUAUGAUGCUUUAUACUAGACGUAGAAUCCAUAGGGACCGGCUUGACUUUGACUGUUGCUUUUAUCAUUGAAAUGAUAUCAUCAAUCUUUCUACAUAUCUCUGAGAUAGGGCUUAGGUCCAAAAGAAGAUAUCCUAACUAUAAUGGAGGAAGGAAUUCUGAAAUGACAUACCCUACAAGAUGUUGAUGCAGUUGCAGCACCUGGGAGGGGCUUUGCUGAGCAAGAUCCUUCUUUUGUUUUGAAUUGAUGGAUGAGCCAGUUGGUACCUAUGAACAACUCGUGGCGGUCUCAAAUCCUGCAGCGAUUCAUGAAGAGGGGAGAUGCUACCAGUUGCAGCAAGGGUCUGGGGAGAGAAGGCUGUCCUCCUCAUCAUAGGGUUGCUAUGAUGGACUCUAAACUCCUUACUCCCCAUUUUGACCGAUGGGAGACCCCAUAUAUCAAAAUUAGUAAGAUUAUUAGGUUAAGGUAGCGGUAGUAUAUUGGAAGAGGAACUCGCUUUCGCUAUCCGAUUUGAAGUGCGAAAGCUCUUUCAAACAAAGAAUAGCUGUUAUAAUCUUACGUAAGCCAAAGGCUAUUUAAAGAGCUUCUAUUUCACCAACUGCGUCUACGCAUUCACCAAAAAGAACUGGAACCGGGUAGACAUGAAGUAAAGUAAUAGCCCCCACGACAAUUAUCAUUGCCUUCACCACCAACUACUCGUACUCCCAUACCGGUAACACCAGUCAAGAAGGUAAGGCGGAUUCUAUAGCUGCUGAUUCUAGCACACCGGAAACCCUCACAGUAAGAGUGGAUAGGCUUACACCGGUUAAUUGAACACUUUACCAUUCUCGAUGCUGCGGGAACGCUCACUCGCACCAACGGAUACUGUCACAGCUAAUUGAAGUGCUAGUCCAGCAACUGCAGUUGUCUUUCUGUUUGCAAUUGAAUCACUAAAGUUGGAGGGUGCUAUUGACUCAGCCGUAGAUGGGAUUCAUACUAAGGCAAGCUCUUGAAAUUAAACCCAAACAACGGGGAAGGAAGUUAUCAUUUUGAAACCUGCGAGCUCUAGAGCAAGCAAAUAAGAAAGCUAGAGAUAGGGCGGCAGGAUAGACAUAAAGCUAUGGAGAGCUUAGGCAAGUGGGCUCCCUUCAACAAGUGUUAGGACGGCUAGUAAGAAAGUUCCAAUCCUACACGCAACGGCUUUUCCGCCUACACUUCGUCCGACUUGCAUGUGUUAAGCAAAGAGCUUUCCUCAAACGAUUGGAACAAGAAUAGGUUCUUGUCUCUUUGAAGCGUAUCAUCCAUGGCGAAUGGUAUCGUAUAUAAGAGAAAGGCCGCAUUUAGGAGUGAUCCUUCCCUCUUUCUAGAAAUCUCAUAAGAGAAGAAAGAGCUGCUUGGCAAGUCAAGUAGUACGCCCGGUUCACCAGGUCAUUCUGGUAUGACCAGGGAAUCCUGGUACCAGGUUCUACCACUGUUUGUUUGGAACAAUCAUACUCAAACAAAAGAAGAGUUUGAUCCUGGCUCAGAAGUAAGGCUAGCUGUAUGCUUCACACAGUCAAGUCGCUAAGUUCGGGCUCAGGAGACAAGAGAAAAGCCAGUUACGCUCUGCAGUCUUCGAGGAAAAGCGGGUAAAGAAAGAAGAAGAGUCGGGCAACAUUCUCCAUCUUGGAAAAAAGUACUAAUAAAAGAAGAUCUCUUGACGGGAAAAGAAAUAGAAAUAAAGAGGCACCUGUCAAGCCGGUCAAGCUUCAGGAUUCCCUGAUUCGACAGAUAAAGUAGCGGAAAUCCAUUCAUUUGGAAACAUUUUCCGGUUCAUUCCCGAAGCUAUCUGGUCAAAAGCCUCAAUAAAAGGGAGAAUGGCUACUCCGGGCAAAAGGUCUACCUUGAAAACAGAUUGAAGUUUCAUAUAAAAUAAAAUAUAGUAGUAGCUAUCCCCCUCCAACGUUAUGGGUAUGGGUUUAGGAUCCAUUCCAACUAAAUGGUGGAUCAGAUUCGAUCCAUUGAACCCAAUCCAAGAAGAACAAUCCGGGUGAGUGGCGAUUUGCGACCUUCUGCCUCCACUGCUUCCACUUCAACUUCUCCUACACUGAUUAGUCUAGUUUUGUUUGCCCCCGGAGAGUAUCACUGUGAAUUAUAUAUCAGCCAGAGAAGCCUGUGACUCAUACACUAUCAACCAUAGUGUAUACCAGAAAGAAACUUCGUCUAACACCAGAUCUUGUUGAAGCUCAGCCAGGACCUGAAAGAGAUCAGUAAACCAACGCUUCUCCCUCUCCAGACUCAAGCCAUGAUCCAGUUCCAGACAACAUGCCUGAGGUAGGCUAUUAUUCCUAUCGUCCUGUUCCAGGCUUUGCUCAAGAAUAAAUAUUGGAUAGAUUUGGAGGAAACCUUAACUUCAGUUUGUGAAGAUUAGGACUUUACUGGCUAUUGCUGCAUCAAAGAAGUGGUCCCUAUACCAGCUAGAUGUGAAAAAUGCCUUCCUACACGGAGAAAACAUUGCAUUAGUAGGAUCCACCCCAUGCAAUAAGAGGGCCCAUAGCAAUGAAUGUUGAAAUAAGAUUCACUUCGUUCUGUACGGGAUAAGGAGCGAAAAGCGCAGCAUGGCAAUCGGAGACAAGUCAAGUUCAGUAAGAAAUUGGUUGGAUAGAUAGAUUCGUGAGUAGUGUAAUCAUAAAAGCCCACGGAGCGGUGACAGAAUUUGUAAUCUACUCUUCAUGGGUACCGGAGAUCGUCUCCUCGGCUGUUAGGUUCAGUGUUCAUCGUCACUUGAGUACAAGUACAUGAUGGUCGUCCUAUGAGUGAAUGUGCUUCAGUAUAAGGUAAAAAUUGCUUGAGCUGAUAAAGUUGUAAGGCUCCAAGCCUAGGGUUUAAGCGGAUGCCCCAAGGCUCUCUUCGUAAUGGCUGGACGCUAAUGGAUUGGACGACAGGUACGAGAAGCUCACUGCCAGGAUAUAACCAUUCUUGUCCCGAAGAAAAGCAGAUGUUGAUGACUCCGAGAUUGAUGACCGGAUCGGCAACGGACGUUGACGAGCAAGAUCCCUCUGCCCUUGAGUGGCUUUUCUUGGUUGUGGAUUGCGUGCAGCUUGACUUCUUUCUUCCACAUAGGCCUCACUCUCAUUGGAAGAAGCUAUGGAAGGUGCUUGAGAAAGCUUCCUACUUCCUAUCCCCCAUCUCUAUAAUGAUAAGAUUAUAAGGAAUGCUGCUCGACUGAGGAGUAUCUCAGGAUAGGAGCUGUCCUAGAUGGAGCAAGCAGGACUGAUGAGGAUCUUCUUUUCUAUGCUAAGGGUGACGAAGGGAACCGCCAGGUUGAAGGCGCCUCCGAGGAUCUCAAAUGCUUACUUAUUCUACCAGUACAAGUCUAUACAAAAGGAAGUACAUAGGAAUAUAGCUGAAUCAAAGAGGGAAGUCAAAGGCAGUACAUGGGACCUCUUAUUUGCUCAAAGUAAAAGACUUUUUGCCAUUUGGUCUAGGAUAAAGAAAACUCUCUUUCAGGAAAGGGCGAAUUCAAAUCCUAGCAUUUUAGCAGUACACAAAGCACAGGAAAGAUAAAAGGAAAUGAAAAGGGAUGAGGGCAGAAGGAAGAGCCCCUUAUCAGCUCGUAAACUCGCUCCAAUGCAGCGGGAGGGGGCACCUUAUUAAAAACGCUCCGAUGGAGGAGAUGGAAUACUAGGUUCAGAUGCUUCCGCCGGUGGAUGACAUUUGAGAACCAGAGGGAAUAGAUUGCAUUGAGUUGGAUGGUUAGCCAGCGUUUCGAUCAAAACUAUGAGAUGGGUGGGACCGGCUGCUUAGCUUCUGCUUGACAGAGAUGGACAAGAGGACGACGCAUUGCCUGCUGCACCAGUGUCAGGGCUUGCUUGGUUCUGUUCGACUUCGCCUGCGCUCGUAAUCAAAAGAUUGAUACAGCAGAACAAUGAUGUUAAGACAGGCGGGGCGAGCUGGGAUCGGAUCCGAGAGAUAGAGAAGGAGUUCGUUUGAUUGGGAGAGAUCCGCCUUUGAAGAGGGACAAGUAGAAUGCUUAGGAGGUUUUGCUUCGGAUGCAGCAUUGGAAAGCGCCCUGGAAGGAGAGAACAAAAGGGUUUUUUUACCUUGAUAGAGGUUGAGAUGGUCCUCGAGAGACAAAUGGAUUGCAUUGGACCGGAUCCAGCUGGUGGAGGAUACCUGGGGUGAUAAGCUUGGUUCGAGGAACCGAAGGUCUUGUUCGUACCUCUAUUCGUUGAUGCCGAAAGGUGGGUUCGGGCAUCCAUAUUCUAGUUUUAUUGACGAUCGAGUGACUGGAGUGGUGAGGGGCUGCGGGGAACCAUGGCCAGGGAGAAAGAAGACGAGAAGACAGAAAGUGCAGCUAGCAACCCUAACUCCCCAGACUCGAUAGAGGAAGUAUAGCCUUCGGCUCCCCUUCUGCGCAACAAAACAAGUUCUUAUUCACUGCCGUUAGGGGCAAGACGCUAACUCAAUGCUAUUCCUAGUGUCAUCUCUUAUCUUCUGUGCCAAGCUAGUAGCCUUCCAGAAGUCCCCACAGCUGAUUCACUUGUGCUAUCCCCUUCCCCUGCUAUUGGCUAUUUCUUUUAUUGCUACUGCUAGCAUUAGCACUACCGUCGCUUCUGAUCUCUCUGCUAUCACCCCAUUGGAUAGCCUUUCAGUGGCCUUCAGGAGUAGUAGACGCGGAGCCUUUUGAAGCAAAUUCUCAAGCCUCUUUCUGUGGCAUUUUUCCUUUCUUUCAUCCCGUGUACUUAUCUUUCUUUUUCGAGUCUGAAACUAGGAAAAUAGUCGAUAGAAAACUCUGCCUUGGUACGAGGGGAAUUGGGGAUUGAAAGUCUCUAGGUACCAAAGGCCGAUGGUUUGGAAACUCUUUCGUAAAUCUGACAUGGGCGCCCAGAGGAGCCGACUAGAGCGCGUUCAAAGGGCUUCUUAGGUCAAUUACAUCGAACCUCGGCAGAGAUGAAGAUGGCAGGCUUUCCCCGAGCAAAGCAGGCAAAAGGGGGGGGCGGUUCCCAAGGGGUGGCUAGUUCGAGUAAGAGAGACGGAUACAGACAAGGUCCUUUUUUUCAACUUUAUAUAGAGAAAAUAUAAAUAAUAGAUCUAUGCAUAACACCACCCAGGAUAUCCUGUUUCAUGUAAUCCAACAAUUGAUCCCGGAGACGGAUCUGAUUCGACUCUUGCACUUCGGUAUACUUCCCUUUGCCUGGGGACAGACUAAGCUAUUGAGAUCGCUAGGGAGAAGCAUGAGGGAAUCCCUUAGACGAAAUACCAUCUUCCUGCCGCGAUAGAUAACUAAGUCAUAUAACCUGCCUCUCCCCACGACCCGGUUUGAGCGCUGUGAUAUGCUUAGGGUACUUACGUUUACGAUUUUCGAUCUUCCUUACUUCUAUAGGUUCCGCCUUCUGCCUCACAUACUGUUCCACUACUCGAUAUACCGGCGGAUUCGCGCCUCCCUCUCUAAACGUUAUAGCAUUACCUAUAGCAAAAGGUACUACUCCAGUAGGAAUUUUCAUGAAAUAGUCAAUUUCCCGUACUCAGAAUCUAUAGGAUAUGCGUACGGGAAAGUAAAAUCCUUUCUUUUCUGUUUUUUUAGAACCUCAGUGUUUAGAAAUGAUUGAGUUUUAGACUCCCUCAAGGAUUAGUUGGCAAGUUACAGAGGUAGCCAUUAGCAAGUGAGGACUGGUGCCCCCUUACUCCGCACUAUAUGAGGAUAAUGAGUUUCAAAACGAAAGGAGUUGACCUCAGAUUGACAAAUGUUCCUCUCAUCCUCAGUCCGAUUUUAUACUUAGGCUUGUGCGCCCUUAAAGGAGUACAGAUAGAGUUGGGGCUUUUGCGGCAUCUAGUUCAGUAUUAGAUAGAGCAGAUAGUUCAAAAGAAGGUUGACUUCUCUGUCACUUCCGUACUUCUGUAACUUCUCUUUAGCUUAUUCAUUGAAUUGCUUAGAAAGUCUUUCCCUGACCUUGGUAUGAUGUCUUGAAUUGAGGAAAAGAUCAUAUUAUGAAACUUUUAAAGGCAAAGAAAAAAGUCAAGUGAAAGAAGCCCACAUACCCGCUCUUCUUUCCCCCCAGCCCAAGUGCUUUUUCCUAUGCUAUGAGACUUUUGGACUAGGGGCCUCAUUGUCGCCUUUGGCUCGAACUACUUUUGCUUCUGCUUCCGGGAACAGAUAGCAGCCCAAGUCAACCUCCUAAAAAGUAAGCCAUAUCUAUCGUAAUUCAACCUAACAACUUCACUCUACCCGGGGGGUCUCUUACUCCCUCUCUUUCCAUCAAGGACUUUACUUUGAUAGUCCUUGAUCUCAUUAAACGUGGAAUUGGUCACGGGAUAUUUUUCUGUUUUAUUUGUCAUUUCCCGUUCUAUUUGCCUAAUUAAUUCAAACUCUUGUCCUUUCGUUGCAAUAAAUAAAUCGUUUUCUACAGUUUGACGAACGGAAGAAAUUCGUUGUCCAUCCCCCAUAUAUCGAACGGCCAUGGCUCACUAUACUCGUCAAGGUUGUCGGAGGUCUUUGAGUCAUACGACCGUGGUACUGGCACUUUUCAAACUUACGCACUAAAUCUUCAGCUUCUGCUCGCAAAGUAGGCCAAUAAAAGCCAUCUCGUAGGACUCGCAACGCGUUGGUUCUGGCUCCUUGAUGGCUCCCACAAAGCCCUUCGUGAAUCUCUCUCGAUGUGAGUAUUCCAGUGUCGUAAACGUUGCUUUAGAGCUCUAAGUUUAUAUGCUAAAUUCGCAAUGGCCGAGCCGUGAGAGGGGAUAUUCCAGGCAUCACGAACUACCUGGUCAAAGUUCUUGUGGCGCAACCACAUUUCCUGAAACUUCAAAGAUUGAAAUCCCUGAUGAGAAGAGAAAUUUCCCUCAAGAAGGAAAGGAGGGGGGAGUGAUCAGAACCAGCUCGACAAAGGUGGCGAAUAGAAGAAGCGGUACAAAGAGAAUUCCAGGCAGGAUUAAAAAGAAUCCGAUCCAACCUCUUCCAGGUGCGCCCAUUAGUCCAAGUAAAAGAAUUGCCCAAAAGCCAUUGUCAAUCAAACCCACAUCAUUCAAAAAUGAGCUGAAAUCAUUGAUGGGGCAGGGCAGGGGCCCGAAACUCUCAUUUAUCUGGUUAGAAAGUGCCCAUAGAAUCGAUCUGAACAAAGAACUCCUUCCUACAGCUAUAACUAUAACAGCCCGGCAUAAGCCGGAAAUAAUAGUGAACCUUUUCUAGUGAUGUUUACACUUCUCGUGAAACUAUUCAUUCCUGCUUGAUAUGUUCUUCGCUCGGUAUGGCACAAUAGAGUUGUAGUUGGAUGAGCCCCAAAGGGCAAGGACUAGUACCAAAAGGUAGCAUUCCUCCUUCUCUUGGUUUGUUGGUACUGACGAAGGUGCGUCAGCCAUUGGGAAUUCUAGAAUGCCUAAUGGCGAAGGUAAAUCGGGAACACACCAGGGGCAGCCGCCGCAGGACAACCCUUACGCUGGGUCCUCUCCAUCAAGAGGAAACUCACUUUCUUCAGUGGGUCCACAAGAAAGUGACUCAACCUGGGACAUUAAUCACUUAAACGAUUGGCUGGUCCGACAGGGGGAAAGCCCCCUUCCCCAGGAGGUAGCAGUUGACCAACCCACUCCACCCACACGACAAGUGGUCAAUUUCUACUUGUCCGCAAUUCCCAUCAAGCCGUAAGGAUGAAACCAGUUCAGUAGGUUUUUAACCGAUACUGGAGAAAGGUCCUUUGACAGACCUUUCACUCGAAACCUCUUGGCAAACUCAGCUACCCCGGUACUAGAGAUUACAGAUUUUUUAUAAGAAAUCUUGACCUGCAAUUCAUCUAGCACCUCCACGUUUGGCUACUCUCUCAUCAGCAAUGACAAUGUCAUCAUCAAGAAGAGCAUACCGGUCGAAUCUACGACCCGUCCUGCUCUGCUGCCCACCACACAAUCAAGUGAUGGGAGAUGGCUUUGAGGGUACACGACGAAUACAUCCCCAGGCCGAUGUUAAAGGACAAGGACCGAGGUUUACCUGGGUACCAACAA
Arachis stenosperma is the source of this 18891-nucleotide messenger RNA. Its product is annotated as NADH-ubiquinone oxidoreductase chain 2-like. The transcript has a single exon. Lineage: Eukaryota; Viridiplantae; Streptophyta; Magnoliopsida; Fabales; Fabaceae. Bases 4153 to 4758 code for a protein of 201 amino acids. The record is from RefSeq and is a predicted model, not a curated record.